CCCGGACCAGCUCACCGUUCCUUCCCACCGAGGGGAGAUUUCUGCAAGACCAGACGACUUCCAUUGAGUGAUCAGCUGAUACUUGGCUUAAGUGCCAGCAACCUUCUACAUGCACUCCAGAAAGGAUACGUACUAUACAAACUCCUAUUUCAUCUGGCCAGAAAUGAAUAUGAUGAGAUCACUACACAAGUCUUCACCUAUUUGAACAUGUGCACCUUAUGGUUCUCCACCCUCCUCAGUAUACAUUUCUGUCUGAAGAUCGUCAAUAUUCAUCACUGGUUCUACAUUGGUCUUCAGAAAAGAAUUCCUACGUUGUUUCCUUGGAUUACCAUUACUUUUCUUCUAGGAUUCUUCUUCUUGACUCUUUAUUCUGCACUGGAGAUAACGCAAGACUGUCUUCUAAACACAACAUCCAAAGUCAAAUCCAUGAAGCCCGGAAGAUGCUCUUGGUUAUUUUAUCUUUUUAUAGCAUUAAGCAGCUUGUUCUCCUUUCUCUGCUCGGUAUCGGCAUUGACCAUCAUCAUCUCUCUGUGUAAACACAUGAAAAGAAUCCAAGAGAAUACUGAGGGCUCCAGAUCUCCAAACAUGGACGCUCAUAUUCGUGCCAUUAAGACGGUCACCACUUUACUCGCUACUAAUAUUCUUAUAUGUACUUCUGUGUUUCUAGCAAUUAUAAUUCAGAGCAUUCUAACUAUACCAAUAGGCAUUCUUAUAUCUAUUUGUCAUAUAUUCAGUUCCUAUUUUUUGAUUAAGGGAACAAAAAAACUGGAUAAGACUUUCCUAAAGAUACUGAACCGGUGUUCAUUGGGUAGCUUUAGAAACCAGUAA
Hyla sarda is the source of this 828-nucleotide messenger RNA. RefSeq names its product taste receptor type 2 member 50-like. The transcript is spliced from 2 exons. Gene Ontology annotation, biological process: G protein-coupled receptor signaling pathway; detection of chemical stimulus involved in sensory perception of bitter taste; sensory perception of taste. Lineage: Eukaryota; Metazoa; Chordata; Amphibia; Anura; Hylidae. The annotation marks the transcript as partial. Gene Ontology annotation, molecular function: G protein-coupled receptor activity; bitter taste receptor activity. The record is from RefSeq and is a predicted model, not a curated record. Gene Ontology annotation, cellular component: membrane.